Molecule: messenger RNA, 1245 nt
Organism: Meyerozyma guilliermondii ATCC 6260
Lineage: Eukaryota; Fungi; Ascomycota; Pichiomycetes; Serinales; Debaryomycetaceae
Gene: VCX1
Product: Vcx1p
Exons: 1
Coding region: 1-1245 (414 amino acids)
Biological process (GO): calcium ion transmembrane transport; intracellular calcium ion homeostasis
Cellular component (GO): fungal-type vacuole membrane
Molecular function (GO): calcium:proton antiporter activity
Source: RefSeq, a predicted model, not a curated record
AUGCCCUCUGAAACCUUCCCCUUGAUGGGAAAUAACGAGUCGCCAGCGGUUUCCUUUCGCAACCGGGUCAUGACCACGUUCAAAUUGACGCUCAAAUCUCUGCCGGUCAACUAUCUCUUGGUGUUUGUUCCGUUGGGCUUGCUCGCCGGGAUACUAGACUGGGGCUCGUCAGCCAUUUUCUGGCUCAAUUUUUUUGCCAUUGUGCCAUUGGCUUCGUUGCUCGCAUUUGCGACGGAAGAGUUGGCGGAAUUUACCGGCGAAACCAUUGGUGGGUUGUUGAAUGCCACUUUGGGAAACGCCGUCGAGCUCAUUGUGUCGAUUAUUGCCCUCAAAGAGGGCCAGAUUCGUAUUGUCCAGGCGCUGAUGCUUGGGUCUAUUCUCUCCAACUUGCUCUUGGUUUUGGGAUGCUGCUUUAUUGCUGGCGGAAUCACCCGGGUUCAACAGAUCUUCAACCAGACCGUGGCCCAGACCAUGCUGCUGUUGAUGGCAUUGGCUACCGCUGGACUUUUGAUUCCUGCUGCUUUCCACGCUACGCUUCCUCCACCAAAACCAGGCAACGAAUUUCCAGCUCCAGGCAGUUCCGAUGAGCUUAUUCUUUCGUUGUCUCGCGGAGUGUCCAUCAUCUUGUUGUUGUUGUACAUUCUCUAUUUGGUGUUCCAAUUGCGUACCCACAAGUCGCUUUUUGAAGAGCAAGCCCAAGAGGCCGACGACGGUAUUAUCGCUACUUCUUUACCAGGCGAGUCUUCUGGCGACAAAACUGAACCUGAACGCCUCACUCUCACUGGAGCGUUGGUUGUGCUUCUUACGUGCACGGUGAUCGUGUCGGUUUGUGCUGAUUACUUGGUGGGUUCCAUCGACAACAUUGUGGAGACUUCUGGAUUGUCCAAGACAUUUAUUGGUCUUAUUGUCAUUCCCAUCGUGGGAAAUGCUGCUGAACACGUUACUGCCAUCGUGGUGGCCAUGAAGGAUAAGAUGGACUUGGCCAUUGGUGUGGCUGUAGGCUCGUCGUUGCAAAUUGCAAUCUUUGUGACUCCAUUCAUGGUUUUGAUUGGAUGGGCCAUCGAUGUUCCUAUGUCUCUUUACUUUUCUACGUUUGAAACUGCAAUUCUUUUCGUUUCGGUAUUCAUCUCCAAUUUGGUGAUUCUCGAUGGUGAACUGAACUGGCUUGAGGGUGCUAUGUUGUUGAGUACGUACUUGAUUGUGGCAUUGGCGUUCUUCUACUACCCCGACACGGUGAUUACCUAG